Messenger RNA from Emiliania huxleyi CCMP1516, 270 nucleotides. RefSeq lists its product as hypothetical. The transcript has 2 exons. Lineage: Eukaryota; Haptophyta; Isochrysidales; Noelaerhabdaceae. Bases 1 to 270 code for a protein of 89 amino acids. Gene Ontology annotation, molecular function: ATP binding; RNA helicase activity; nucleic acid binding. The record is from RefSeq and is a predicted model, not a curated record.
AUGGUUGACGACGAGACGCUCGACUUCAGCACGUCGGACGACGUGCAGAUCGUCGAGUCCUUCGAUGCCAUGGGGCUCAAGGACGAGCUGCUCCGCGGCAUCUACGCGUACGGCUUUGAGAAGCCGUCCGCCAUCCAGCAGCGCGCCAUCAUGCCCAUCCUCAAGGGCCGCGACACCAUCGCGCAGGCGCAGUCGGGCACCGGCAAGACGACCAUCUUUUCGGCGCGGCGGCCGCGCGCGGCAUGCGACCACGGAGGACGCGCGGCAUGA